AUGUGUGUGGGACCCGCGCCCCCGGCUUCUCCAGCAUCUCUCCAGCAUCUCCACAUACCGAGACAAGAUGCAUUUGCCACUUGGGCGAUACAUACCUCGGCAAAAGCUGUCGGUAAAAUUAUUGCGGCCGAGCUCGGUCAAGAAUACGAAACAAUAGACCCGCGAGCAGAUAUGUGUCUUGUCAAGACUGCGUUACUUUCCUGUUCUGGUGUGUCUGUACACCAAGCUGAUAUCAGCUCUCUACAGAACCAGUCACACCUCUCGCCUUUCAAGCCACCCAUCUCGCCAUCAAGCCACCCAAAUAGUGACGGGAACCGUAUUACCAAAGUACCCGUGAUCGUGGCCUGGCGCCCUUUGGCGAAGAACAUACGGGGAUUGAAAUCAUGUCCAAGUUUCGCUAAUCCCAAACGUUGUCUCAGUGGUCUCGAACGUUUCGAAGGGCCUCCCCAAAUCCAUACUAUACAUAUGCUGCCCCAACUUCUACGACAUAACAGUUUACGUCUUAAUUCACAAGCUCGACGCGCAGGACAAAUCCAUAAUCGCUAUCAAUACUUCCCGGCCCGCAGCCCUCUACUCCUUGCGACAUAUCCAAAUCAGAAUAUAGCAAUAUGA
This is a messenger RNA of Bipolaris oryzae ATCC 44560, 612 nucleotides long. RefSeq lists its product as uncharacterized. The transcript is spliced from 3 exons. The record is from RefSeq and is a predicted model, not a curated record. Lineage: Eukaryota; Fungi; Ascomycota; Dothideomycetes; Pleosporales; Pleosporaceae. The coding region runs from base 1 to 612 and encodes 203 amino acids.